AUGAGGAAAGUAAUUUCUAUAGAUGGGACAUUCUUGAUUGGAAGAUAUGGUGGUGUACUUAUCUCAUCAUGUGCACAAGAUGGUAAUCAUCAUAUUUUUCCAAUUGCAUUUGCUAUUGUUGACUCGGAGAAUGAUAACUCAUGGAUGUAUUUUUUCAUGAAGCUUGCUGAAUGUAUUCCUGAUGGUGAUGAUUUGAGCAUUUUAUCAGACAGACAUAUAAGCAUAAAGAAUGUUGUUGCUGAUGUGUACAAGCUUGCAUAUCACGGAUUUUGCAUGUAUCAUAUUACUAUGAAUUUGCGGUCCAAGUAUGGUGAUUGUGACAUUCUUUAUAAUUUUCAAGAAGCUUCAAAAGCAUACACAUUGGAUGAGUUCUCUGUUUAUUUUGAUGCAAUAAUGAAAUCAAAUGUGGAAGCUGGUUGGUAUCUUGAAAAUGAUAUUGGGUUUGAGAAAUGGGCGAGAGCCUAUUUUCCUGGAAAUAGAUAUAAUUUGAUGAUAACAAAUAUUUCAGAAUCACUCAACGCAGUUUUAAAGGUUCAAAGAAGCUGGCCUAUUGUUUCUGUACUCAAAGCUAUCCAAGAUAAUAUGACCAAGUGGUACGUUGAACGCAUUUGCAGAGCUCAAAAUAACAUUCAUUUCUUAACCCCUAAAGCUGAGGGGUUGGUUCGGGAUCAUUAUGUUUCCUCUUGUUUGCUAGCUCCUACCCGUUUAAACGAACAUGAGUUUCAUGUACGUGGUGAUAUAAAUUGUUUGGUUAAUUUGGAGCAUAAAACAUGUACUUGCAAGGUUUUUCAGAUGGAUAAACUCCCGUGUGAGCACGCGAUAGCAGUUUUGAAACUAACCCCAGGCCAAGACAUAUGGGAGGAGAUAUAUAAAUUGUGUGAUUCUAAGUACCUGAAUGAUAUGUGGAAAAAAGCUUGGGAUAGACCAGUUUAUCCUGUUCCUUAUCCAAAAACAUGGAUGAGACAAUCAGAGGAACAAAGAGUGGUUCCAUAA
Messenger RNA from Lycium ferocissimum, 993 nucleotides. RefSeq lists its product as uncharacterized. The record is from RefSeq and is a predicted model, not a curated record. The transcript has a single exon. Gene Ontology annotation, molecular function: zinc ion binding. The coding region runs from base 1 to 993 and encodes 330 amino acids. Lineage: Eukaryota; Viridiplantae; Streptophyta; Magnoliopsida; Solanales; Solanaceae.